AUGUUGCUGACACUCAUUGUAGAGAUGCUGGUUUCUUCGUUCUGCUGCUCCCAGACAUGCCCUUCGAUACUUCUGGGCCAGUCUGAGACAGGGAGGGUAGCAGAAGCUCACCCGAAUCCCCUGGCAGUGCUGGAGUUCUCUCAGACCCCAGGCGUUGGGGCCCAAGGAAAUCAGCUGCACUCCCGGGGUCUCUGUGCCAACAACAGUAAUGGCAAAAGCAGUGGCAGCAACAACAGAAACAACAGUACCGUCAGGAGCGGGAACACCAGCAACAACAACAGCAACACUAGCAACAGUGGCAACAACAGCAGUGACAACAGUGACAACGGCAACAACAGGAACAACAGCAACAGCAAAAGCAACAGCAGUAACAAUAGCAACAGCAGCAAUAGGAACCACCACGGUAGCAAUAGGAACCACAGCAACAACAGCAACAACAGGAAGCACAGCAGCAACAACAGCAGCCGUGACAGCAGCAUCAGUAGCAGCCGUGGCAACGACAGGAAUGACAGCGGCAACAAUGGCAGCAAUAAUAGUAACAAUGGCAGCAAUGGCAACAGUAGGAACGACAACAAUAAUAGGAGCCACAGCAGCAACAAUAGUAACAACAGCAACAACAGCAGCAAGAGUAACUAUGGCAACAGCAGUAAUAAUAACGGCAAGAACGGCAGGAACAGCAGCAACGAUAGUAACAAUGGCAACAACAGGAACCACAGCAGCAACAAUAGUAACAACAACAAGAACAAGAACCGCAGCAGCAACAACAGUAACAGUAGUAACAAUGGCAACGACAGCAGCCGUGACAGCAGCAUCAGUAGUAGCAGCGGCAACAACAGGAACCACAGCAGCAAUAAUAGUAACAACAGCAACAACCACAGCGGCAACAAUGGUGGCCACAACAAUAAUAGGAACCACAGCAACAACGAUAGUAGCCGCAGGAACCACUGCAGCAACAGUAAUAAUGGCAACAGCAGCAGCGAUGAUAGUAACCAUGGCAACAACAGGAACCACAGCAGCAACAAUAUUAACAGCAACAGCAACAACAACAAUCAUAGUAACAAUGGCAACAACAGCAGCAGCAACAGUAGUAACAACAACAAUAACAGGAACCACAGCAGCAACAGUAGUAACAAUGGCAACGACAGCCAUGACAGCAGCAUCAGUAGUAGCAGCGGCAACAACAGGAACAACGGCAGCAACGAUAUUAACACCAACAGCAACAACAAGAGCAAUAAUGGUAACAACAGCAACAACAGCAGCAGCAAGAGUAACUAUGGCAACAGCAGUAGUAAUAAUGGCAAGAACGGCAAGAAGGGCAACAACGAUAGUAACAAUGGCAAUGACCACAGAAGCAACAAUAGUAGCAACAACAACAAUAGGAACCGCAGUGACAACAGCAGCAACAGGAACCACAGCAGCACCAACAGCAACAGUGGUAAUAAUGGCAACAAUAGCAGCAUUGACAGCAGCAUCAAUAGUAACAGUGGCAACAACAGGAACCACAGCAGCAACAAUAUUAACAACAGUGGCAGCAAUAACAGUAACAAUGACAGCAACCGCAGCAGCAGCAGUAGUGACAACAACAAUAACAGGAACCACAGCAGCAACAAGAGCAACAACAAUGAAAACCACAACAUCAGCAAUAGUGACAACGGCAACAACAGCAGCAGCAGCAAGAGUAACGAUGGCAAUGACAGUAGUAAUAAUGGCAAGAACAGCAACAGCAGCAGCAAUGAUAGUAACAACAGCGACAACCACAGCAGCAACAAUAGUAGCAACAACAAUAAUAGGAACCACAGCAACAACAAUAGUAACUGCAGGAACCACUGCAGUAGCUAUAGUAACCACAGCAGCAACAGUAGCAACUGUAGCAACAAUGGCAACAACAGCAGCCAUGACAGCAGCAUCAAUAAUAACAGUGGCAACAACAGGAACCACAGCCGCAACAAUAGUAACAACAACAGGAACCACAGCCGCAACAAUAGUAACAAUGAAAACCUCAGCAUCAGCAAUAUAAACAACAGCAACAACAGCAGUAAGAGUAACCACGGCAACAGCAACAGUAACAAUGGCAAGAACAGCAACAACAGCAGCAAUGACCGUAACAGUGGCAACAGCAGGAACCACAGCAGCAACAGCGGCAGCAACAAUACUAACAACAACAAUAGGAACCACAGCAGCAACAAUAGUAACGAGAACAGCAACCAUAGCAACAAGAGCCACAACAGUAACCAUAGCAACAACAACAGCAAUAGCAGUGACAACGGCAACAAAGACAACAACAGCAGCAGCAACAGCAGCCACAAGAGUGACCAUGGCAACAACGACAGCAACAACGGUGACCACGGCAACAGCAGCAGGUACAGUGGCGGCGGCGGCACAGCUAUGCCGACUGACUGGGUCUGGGACACCGGACCUGGGUCAGCUCUCCUGACGGAGGCAGCCUGCCUGCCCCCCAGGGCCAGCGGGGGCCCUUUGCCCAGCCCUGCCUCGGCGUCCACGUCCUCACUCCCUUGUGCAGCCCUCAAGCCUCACACAGGUCUGCCUUCCUUCUUCGAAAGCCUGACGAACCAGCCUGAUGAAAACGAAAGCCUCCUGCGAGGGGAUGUGGGUGUGUACGUCCCUGGGCUGAACUUCCCUGUCUCAACACCGUUCCGAAUAGAUUUUAAAAUGUGA
Molecule: messenger RNA, 2676 nt
Organism: Puma concolor (puma)
Lineage: Eukaryota; Metazoa; Chordata; Mammalia; Carnivora; Felidae
Source: RefSeq, a predicted model, not a curated record